Messenger RNA from Racocetra persica, 429 nucleotides. NCBI's taxonomy places the organism in Eukaryota, Fungi, Glomeromycota, Glomeromycetes, Diversisporales, Gigasporaceae. The record is from the annotation of a GenBank genome assembly.
AUGAACAAAGAGCCAAACUUAAACGAUAAGCAAUUAACUAAAACUCCAGAAGAACUUAACAACAAAUUUAUCUCUAACAAGCCUCGAUCCGAAGUGGAAUUUUCGGUUAUCGAAAAAACCGGCAGAUUGUGGCCGCACCACGGGGGAAAGAAAGCCCUGAGUGCUAGCACCCUUACUAGAAUUUUGCGAGAAAUAGAAUACGAAGAAAUUCCCGAAUAUAUUCUUCUCAGAGCCGCUGAAAGGGGAAAAAAUUUUCACGAUGCGGUUCAAACGUUUGUGCAGAGUGGUAAUCAUCCCUCCUUUGUUGAUUUAGUCGAAGUUGCCAAAUUAAAUAAAUUAGACAAAAGAAUUCACGAGACAAUUAAUUUUUUGAAAAAGAAUAAAUCACUAAAAUUGGGGCAUUUUUUGGGUAGUGAAAAACUUCAUCAU